Molecule: messenger RNA, 1166 nt
Organism: Cicer arietinum (chickpea)
Lineage: Eukaryota; Viridiplantae; Streptophyta; Magnoliopsida; Fabales; Fabaceae
Product: NEDD8-specific protease 1
Biological process (GO): protein deneddylation; proteolysis
Molecular function (GO): cysteine-type peptidase activity; deNEDDylase activity
Source: RefSeq, a predicted model, not a curated record
UUCAUAACCGAGUGGACACAUGAACUGAAUUCAGAUUCGCUUUGAUGAGUCUCGGUAUCGCCGUGUGUCUUUCUUGCAGAAAUAUUGAAGAGAAGCUUUCUCUGAAUCCAUAGCAGUUUCUUCACUCCACUCAAUCAUUGCUAGCCUCUUCAAAGGAUGGGGAAAUCAGAAGCAGAUGAGAAGAUUCUGAGCUACAAUGAUGUGGUGCUUAGACGAUCUGAUCUAGACAUCCUUGGUGGUCCAUAUUAUUUGAACGAUCGAAUUAUUGAGUUUUAUCUCAGCUAUCUUUCUUCAUGCCAUCCCUCUCAGGAUAUCUUGCUGGUUCCACCAUCCAUUGCAUUUUGGAUAAUACAAUGCCCUGUCGCCGAGUCUUUCAAAGAUUUCUUAGAGCCCCUUCAGUUGUCUGAUAAGACACUGAUUUUAUUUCCCAUCAAUGACAACGACGACGUUAAUACAGCUGAAGGUGGAUCUCAUUGGAGCUUACUUGCAUACUACCGCAAUGCUAAUCAAUUUGUUCACCAUGAUAGUUUCAUAAACAUGAAUGCAGAACCUGCUAAGAAACUCUAUAAAGCUGUUCUUGGAUACGUCGGAUUAUCUGAAUCAGGAACCGAAGCCCGCUUUCUGGAGUGCACUAAUUCACCUAGGCAAGUGAAUGGGUAUGAUUGUGGCUUAUAUGUCACUGCUAUAGCAAGAGUCAUAUGUGACUGGCAUGUAAAUGGUAAAAAAACUGAUGCAAAUGAGAUGUGGUUCUCUGCUGUGAAGGAGCAGGUUACUCCAUCUGCUGUUGACUGCAUGCGAAGCGAGAUCCUGGCUUUGAUCAGAGAUCUAAUGGCAAGACAUUCAGGCCAACGUGCUCCGGAAUAAAAAUUGGUUUCUACUAAUUCGAUUUUGAUGGUCUCCAAUUUAGUGUCGUGUCUAUUUAAACAUUUGUCUACACAGUUAGUGCUUAAGCAAAUUGUAUCUUAGUAUAUUGGUGGUUUUAACUUUUAAGGAAGUAAAUACAAAGAUUAUAAUAACUCUUGGUAAAUUUUUUGGAACUGUGUUUGAAAUUAGAUUUUCAUUACACUUGAACGUAGUGACAGGCUUUCUCUGCUACAAUGUGACGGAAAGUUCUCAUGCAUACGUUGUUUUCAAUCAAUAGUGUGAAAAGUAUAGUUGCAUUUUUA